UACUGUAAUGUUCUGUUGUCCUGCACUGUUAAAACUGGUAGAAAGACUACUAUCAUUUAUAUAAGCUGUUGUUGUUAUACAAGCUGUUGUGUAGCCAUGGGGGCAGCCAUUCAAAUACAGGAUGCACAUUAGAUCAAAAACAAGUUCUGAAGUAUCCUAUUGUACACUACAGAGCUUAUCUGUUAUCUGCUGUGUAUCCUGUGCCUUUUCUCCUUUUUCAGCUGGCUACACAGCAGUUAUAUUAUAUAAACUAUAAUAGAGUUUCUGAAGAAAAUACAUCAAUUGUACAAGUGCAGAACAACAGUGCAUUGCUGUACUUUAAAAAACUUUCAUUUGUUGGUGUUACUGUUCCUUUAAGCUCCUGCCUCUAACAACUCUGUGUUACUUCCCUAUAAUGAGCAGAGGGAAAAGUUCAGGAUGAGGGUGACGAGCAGAUCAGAGCAAGUAAGACGCACAGACACAGACACACACCUUGCAUUGAUACUGCAAUGAUGGGAUCCUACUGGCACCUGUCUGCCCCAAUACUGCUGCUGUUCUCAUUGCUUGGCUCUGUAUCUUGCCUACAGAAUGUAUCAGGGAAUGAGGGUGGAUCUGUAACUCUCACAGUGAAGCUGAAUUUACCUGCACAGAAUGAGAGGACCGUAACAUGGAAGUUUGGUGUCAGUACAAUUGCAACUGCAGUACUGGGUAACCCUCCUACUUAUAAUAACAGCUGCACAGACAGAUGCUCCCUGUAUGGAAACGCUAAUCUCCAGAUGGACAAUCUCACUCCUGCAGAUACAGGGGAAUAUACAGUCACUGUAUUCAACAUACUCACUUCUCAGCAACAAACAGAACAGUUUCAUCUCACAGUUUACAGUCCACUUACCACUCCAACUCUCAAAGUGAACAUAUCUUAUGGCAAUGCUUAUCCUGUUAAUGGCACCAAUGUGGCCCUCCAUUGUGACUCUGGGGGUCAGAAUGUGGUUAAUUACACUUUUUACCAAGGUGUAGUUGAUGCCUGCUCUCAGCCCCAUGUGACCUGCAACAAAGACUUCCUGUACUUCCAGCCAAUCACGAUGAGUGACACCGGGAGAUACACCUGUAAAAUAGAGAAUCCUAUCAGCAGUAACACCAGCCAGCCGCUCAGUCUAACAGUCAUAGCAAAUGUAUCUAAUGUGACACUGAGCAGUAAUGCAUCUUCAAGGCUGCUGUGGGCAGGAAAGGAUUCAGUGAAUCUAACAUGUUCAGUUCUUGGCAUUAUUGCCACCUUCUCCUGGUACCUGGAUGGAGCACCAUUACCUCCAGACUCCAGAUAUCACUUAAUGAAUUCCAACUCCAGCCUCAUUAUCAGCCCUGUGGAGAGGACAGACAACGGACCCUUCACCUGCACUGCCUCUAACAGUCUGAACAGUGAGACCAGUAACCUCCUGACUCUCAGACUUGGAUGGUUUCCUGAAAGAAAUAUUCAGUGUAAUGCAGCCAGAUCGGACCAGACAGUGACACUGAGCUGUUCUUGGCCUGGAGGCAACCCUGCUGCAAAUGUUACCAUGAUAUUUCAGAAUACAAAAUACACAGCACAAGAUACAGUGACUAGGGAUGUACCCCUUAAUGUCAUCUCCUCUGGGGCAGAACUGACCUGCUUGGGUGCACAAGGGGGGCAGGAUAUGGCCAGCACCAUGAUCUUGGGAACUCCAAUCGGGUCACAAAGUAACACUGUCUCUUCAGUGACAAAAGGAGAAAAUGUCUCCAUGUCUGUCAACUUAAACUGGAGCAGAAAUGUUUCUCCCAGAAUUCAAACCCUUCCUGCAACAUUCUCCUGGUUCCAUCGUAGUUCUGACCGCCCUCUUUCAGUCAGUGGAGGAAAGAUCUCAGUCAUUUCCAGUGAUUAUAAAUCAGAGCUGGUGAUCUCUUCAGUGACUUCCAGUGACAAUGGAAUUUAUGAAUGUGAAGCCAAAAACUUUUUAGGAAACUCAACAUUCUCCUUUCAACUCAGUGUGACUUCAGGUUCAAACCAGCUGUCUCCUGGUGCAAUAGCCGGCAUUGUGAUCUCUGUCCUGUUUGUUGUAGCACUGAUACCUCUCACCAUCUUCUUCAUUCUUCGCAAGAAGAAGAACAACAACAACAACAACAACGCUCCCACAAGUCCAGUAUAUGAGAAUACAGGCGCCCAAGCACCAAACACUUAUGAUCGUGUCAUUACAGGAUCAACGGAGACCAUGGCAGGAAAUAGGCCCCAGGAAUCCAGCUAUCAGGAGCUUCAGUUCCCAAGUAAUGAUGUGUAUAAUCAUUUGAGGAGAACACCCAGAUAAAAUCCAGAUUAUUACAAUGCUGGAGACUCAAUACAGACUCAAUACAAGCUGUGGGUGAAAAAACAGAACUUAAUGGAAACACAAAGGGGAAUCAAUCUUCCCAGACUUUGAGUGAUAUUUGUCAAUGCCCUGUUCCACCCAGACCACAGCCUCUGUUCCACCCCUACUUGGGAUACGAUACAAUAAAUUCUGUUCAAGUAUAUCGAAAGAAGCCUAAUGUGUGGAUGGCAAUGGAAUCUAUACCUGUCCUGCCCAUUAGAUGUGAGUUGGGACAAUUCUGGAACUACGAUCAUUACACUGGAAGUGAAAGCAUAUGGUAUACAGUAUAUGGGGUGCACUUGCAGGGAUAUAUUUUUAGAAGUGUGAAAAAUGUUAAAUACUACUA
Messenger RNA from Xenopus laevis (African clawed frog), 2676 nucleotides. RefSeq names its product carcinoembryonic antigen-related cell adhesion molecule 1-like. NCBI's taxonomy places the organism in Eukaryota, Metazoa, Chordata, Amphibia, Anura, Pipidae. The record is from RefSeq and is a predicted model, not a curated record. The coding region runs from base 489 to 2291 and encodes 600 amino acids. The transcript has 11 exons.